UCUAAGCAACACACCGACUGAGACGUCUGUUAAAAGUGCCUUGGUCAUUGGAGAUUCGAUACUUAGGAACGCGAACAUUGAGGCACCAGCCACCAUAGUCGAUUGUAUACCGGGAGCCAGGUCUUCAGACAUUAGAUCAAAACUUAAAGGGCUGGCUAAUGCUAAGCGUAAGUUUUCUAAAAUUGUUAUUCACGCCGGCACGAAUGACACCAGACUCCGCCAGUCGGAGAUCACCAAAGAUAAUAUUAAAGAGAUAUGUGAAAUUGCUAAAACAAUGUCAGACAAUGUAAUAUGCUCUGGUCCCCUCCCCGCCUACCGGGGGGAUGAAACUUACAGUAGAUUAUUGUCUCUUCACGACUGGAUGUCAAAAUGGUGCCCUCAGCAUAACGUAGGGUUUAUAGACAAUUGGAAGCAUUUUCGGGGGAGACCUGACCUGCUAAAGAGAGAUGGCCUCCAUCCAUCUCAGGAAGGAAGUGCGAUUCUCUCUAUAAAUCUGACCAAUAGUCUUACUUCGAAUACAGUCUGACUAUCCAGGGUACAAGUCAGACAACAGACGGAUCGGCUUAACCGUCCAUCUGUUAGCUGCCGUGAUAUGUCAAGAUCACUUAUAUCCCAGCACUUCGAGUCAAUCUUACCAGAAUAUCAACACAUUUCAACUGUAUCUGUUCCCCGAACAAAUAAAUACAGAGCACCGCUUGCCACAUCUGGUACAAAUCUGAUUAAUAUAAAAUUAGAAAACAAUACAUUAACAGAUGAACCUCGGAUGUUAAAAUUCGGCCUUCUUAACAUUAGAUCGCUUACCAAUAAAGAACCUAUUGUCAAUGAAAUAGUUACAGACCAAAACUUAGAUGCACUCUGUUUAACAGAAACCUGGCUUAAAGCAGACAACUACAUUAGUUUAAACGAAUCCACCCCACAAGACUAUUAUUGUAAACACGAACCUCGAUUAAAGGGGAGAGGGGGUGGUGUAGCUACAAUAUACAACAACAUUUUUAAAGUAAACCAAAAAUCUGAAGUAAAAUUUAAAUCAUUCGAACUAAUGUUGUUAAAUAUGGAAAUAACCGAUCGUAACCACAAACAGCUCUCUUUUGCCUUAGCUACAAUCUAUAGACCUCCGGGCCACCAUGCAGAUUUCCUUAAAGAAAUAGCAGAUUUCCUGUCUGAGCUUGUAGUCACUGUAGAUAAAGCUCUUAUCGUUGGUGAUUUUAAUAUUCAUGUGGAUAACCCAAAAGAUGCACUAGGACGUGCAUUUAUGGAUGUUCUAAAUUCUCUCAAUAUUAGACAAAACGUGACAGGGCCAACGCAUACUCGUAAGCACACAUUAGACUUAAUUCUGUCACUCGGGCUCAAUAUUAAUGACAUCAAAAUAUCACCUCAGAGUGAUGCAGUUUCUGACCAUUACCUUGUGUCAUACACUGUACUUCUAGAUAGGAUCACUCAAUCCACAACAUGCUACAGAUUAGCCAGAACAAUAAUUUCCACCACUAAAGAUAGAUUUAUUAGCACUCUUCCAGACCUGUCCCAAAUUAAACAUGUAGCAGAUAACUCUGACGAUCUAGAUAUUGUAAUAGAAAACCUAAACAAUGUGUGUUCUAACACAUUGGAUGCCGUUGCUCCCAUUCGAAAAAAGAGAAUCAAAGAAAAACCGCCAGCUCCAUGGUAUGAUCAUCACACCGCAGCACUCAAAAAGGCAACUAGGACAAUGGAAAGAAAUUAUAGAGGCACAAAGUUAGAGGUAUGGCGUGCAGCAUGGAAAGAGAGUGUUAAACAAUACAGACAGGCUAUUAAAACCGCCAGAUCUACCUAUCUUAGCAAGCUUAUAAAUGAGAAUCAUAAUAACCCUCGUUUCCUCUUCAGCACCGUUGCAAAACUGACUAGAAAUAAAGAACAAACAGAAACCAAUAGUAAACUUCAACACAAUAGUAACGACUUCAUGAACUUCUUUUCUAACAAAAUUACGGCUAUAAGGGAAAACAUCGUAGCUACCCAGGCAGCCACCACUCAACCCGUUAGUUCACUUAACACUAGACUACCAUACGAACAUCUUGAUUCAUUUAAACCUACUACAAUA
Molecule: messenger RNA, 2071 nt
Organism: Misgurnus anguillicaudatus (oriental weatherfish)
Lineage: Eukaryota; Metazoa; Chordata; Actinopteri; Cypriniformes; Cobitidae
Source: RefSeq, a predicted model, not a curated record